CUCCUCGGUGCACCCCACCCAGCUGUUCCCUGGGGCCGGGGGCUGGGUGGGGCGGGGCGGUGGAGGGGCGCUGCUAAGGGCCGGUGCUGGUGAGGAGAGGAGGGCUCCGGGGGCGGGGAUUGCGGGCCCUCCCAGCAAAGGAAAUAGACCCCAAGGGGCGGGGCGUCAGGGCAGGACGGAAGUGACGCUACGCGGGCGGGGUUGGCCCUGCACAAUGGGCCAUGGAGUUCCCGUUUGAUGUGGACGCGCUGCUGCCAGAGCGGAUCACGGUGCUGGACCAGCACCUGCGGCCCCCGGCCCGCCGACCCGGAACCACAACGCCAGCCCGUGUUGAUGUGCAGCAGCAACUUAUGACCAUCGUAGAUGAACUGGGCAAGGCUUCUGCCAAGGCCCAGCAUCUUCCUGCACCCAUCACCAGUGCAUCGAGGAUGCAGAGUAACCGCCAUGUUAUGUAUGUGCUCAAAGACAGCUCCGCUCGACCGGCUGGAAAAGGAGCUAUUAUUGGUUUCCUCAAAGUUGGCUACAAGAAACUUUUUGUACUGGAUGAUCGUGAGGCUCACAAUGAGGUGGAACCACUUUGCAUCCUGGACUUUUACAUCCACGAGACACUUCAACGCCAUGGCCACGGGCGAGAACUCUUCCAGUAUAUGUUGCAGAAGGAGCGAGUUGAACCACACCAACUAGCCAUUGACCGACCCUCACCGAAGCUGCUGAAGUUCCUAAAUAAACACUACAACCUGGAGACCACAGUCCCGCAGGUGAACAACUUUGUGAUCUUUGAAGGCUUCUUUGCCCAUCAGCAUCGGCCCCCUGCUCCCCCUCUGAGGGCAACUGGACACGCGCGUGCUGCGGCCGACCCUGUGCCCCCUGCUCCAGCAAGGAAGCUGCCCCCCAAGAGAGCAGAGGGAGACAUUAAGCCGUACUCCUCGAGUGACCGAGAAUUUCUGAAGGUAGCUGUGGAGCCUCCUUGGCCCCUAAACAGAGCCCCUCGCCGAGCUACACCUCCAGCCCACCCCCCACGCUCCAGCAGCCUGGGAAACUCGCCCGAACGAGGUCCCCUCCGCCCCUUUGUGCCAGAGCAGGAGCUGCUGCGUUCCCUGCGCCUCUGCCCCCCUCACCCUGCUGCCCGCCUUCUGCUGGCCACCGACCCUGCAGCCAGCCCAGCCCAGCGCCGCCGCACCAGCUCCCUUCCCCGUUCUGAGGAGAGUCGCUACUGACAGUUAACCCUCUCCCCCCGGGAGCCUCGUCCCCGAGAACCCACCCCUUCUCGUCCAGUGCGUCCCAGGACCCCGAGGAGCCUGACGGAGCCCAUGAGACUCCCUCUUCUCCUUUGUGGGUUGUCAAGGCCCCGAUGGCCCACUGCUUUGUAGCUUUCCUCGCCCUAGAAGCACCUCCUCUCCCAACGCGGUCACUGAGCACUCCCCACAGACAGCGGAGCCGCUGCCUCCCUGGCCGUGCAGCUCCUCCACAUUGUCCAGAGCAGCACACCCUGGCUCGCUGUCGGACUCUAGACCACCAUGGAGGCCCGACGGCCUUCGCUGCAGGGUCUUGUCCCUGGAACAAAUCCGUAGCUCACUCUCCAGUCCAGUGAUGGCCCUCGUGCUGCCACCUACACUGCCUUUCAGCCCGCUCAUGCCAGCCAGCGAGGUUGCUUCGGAGCAGUCCAGGUGGCUAGGACAGGGACUGACAGCUCCUUAAAGGGACCCCCCAACAUUGCUAGGCUCUUCAUUACACGUGUGUAUGUCAGGGACCCCUGAGCUGUUGUCUACUUUGGGGCUAGACUCGCACUUCUGAAGACAGCGCUACCCCCCAGGCGAGAUUCUGUGAGGGACUUCGUUUCUUGGCAGCACCUGGGGUCAAAGAGGGGCCGCCUUUGCCAGGUUUCACAAGAGAAGCCUGAGUCUCAAGGGCCCGUUAGCUCCUGGACCCGUCCUCCCCCGCAGCUAGAUGCCCGUCUAUUCCUUGUUGUGUGAUUGUCGUGAUGAUGGGAACUUCUCUCUGGCCUUCCUUUCUUCCCUGCUCCACACCCAGGAAUAAAGCCUCCUCCCUCCUCCUUCCUCUGAGUGUGUGGUAGAGCAGGCACCCCCUGUGCUCCCCCAAAUCCUUGGGAGCAGGGUCUCCCUUUCUCCCUACUCAUUUCUCCGUUCUCUUCUCCCUCUCAGUGUUGUGUGAAUAAAGUUUGAAUUCCUUUGUGUUUUUUAAA
Molecule: messenger RNA, 2203 nt
Organism: Myotis myotis
Lineage: Eukaryota; Metazoa; Chordata; Mammalia; Chiroptera; Vespertilionidae
Product: alpha-tubulin N-acetyltransferase 1
Exons: 11
Coding region: 222-1217 (331 amino acids)
Biological process (GO): alpha-tubulin acetylation
Cellular component (GO): microtubule
Molecular function (GO): tubulin N-acetyltransferase activity
Source: RefSeq, a predicted model, not a curated record